Leptopilina heterotoma is the source of this 1397-nucleotide messenger RNA. Its product is annotated as 3-hydroxyisobutyryl-CoA hydrolase, mitochondrial-like. Lineage: Eukaryota; Metazoa; Arthropoda; Insecta; Hymenoptera; Figitidae. The transcript is spliced from 7 exons. Gene Ontology annotation, biological process: L-valine catabolic process. Gene Ontology annotation, molecular function: 3-hydroxyisobutyryl-CoA hydrolase activity. The coding region runs from base 40 to 1362 and encodes 440 amino acids. The record is from RefSeq and is a predicted model, not a curated record.
AUUACGAUGAAGAGUUACAAUUUCAUUAUAAUGAUUUAAAUGCUGAUGAUAUGUUUCGAAGAAAUUGCUGAUAUGAAGUUCGUAAAGUUCAACGUAUUUUUAAUAAUAAUCGGAACAGGCAGUCUGGGGGACGCACCAAAACAUGAUUACCUGAAAGGAUUCACAAACUAUCUGCAGAAAGAGUCGAAAUUACAUCAGUUGAAAAAUAUAAUCGCAAAAUUACCAAUGAAAUAUGUGGAUACGAGAAAAAUUCUAAUUAGAUCCGAACCUUUUUGUUCAACUGUGACAGCAAAUCCCGGCGAGAGGAAAUAUGAUUCCGCUCAAAGCUAUAUUAAAAAAAAAGAUAUUGGAAAUAUGGGAAUUAUUUAUCUCAAUAGACCUGGUAAACUUAAUUCAAUGAAUUGGUCAAUGGCAAUUUAUAUGUACAAAAUACUUGAAGAGUGGGAAAAUUGUAAAACUCAUGUUAUUUGGCAAAGUAAUGUAAAAAAUAUAUUUUCUGCUGGCGGUGACGUUAGAGCACUUCAUUUUGUGAAUGGAUUGGACACAGGCACAAGAUUUGGAAUAGAAGUGACAAAAUUUUUUCACAGAUUAUGUUAUUUUGUCGCUAAUUAUCAAAAGCCAUUUAUUACAAUUAUGGAUGGUCUUUCUUUUGGUGGAGUAAGUGGAAUUGCUAUCAACAGUAAAUUUACAGUAGCAACCGAAAAUACAAUGUACGCUACUCCAGAAACAUCAAUUGGCUCUACGCCUGAUGUUGGUAAUAUUUAUAAAUUAUCAAAAUUAGAUAAAAAUCUAGGCUUGUAUCUUGGCCUCACUGGAGCUAAAUUAAAAGGAAGUGACGUUUAUUUGGCUGGCAUAACAACCCACUUUAUUCCCUCCAGUCGAAUACAUUUAUUAACGAAAGAAUUAACAGAAUCAAAUGGCUCAGAUAUUAGUGAAAUUUUAAAACAGCAUCACAUGAAAAAUUUGCCUAAUCAAUCUAGUAUGGAGCCGUACGCAGAAAAAAUCAAUCACUGCUUUUCAGCUCCGACAGUUGAAGAAAUAAUUGAUAGAUUGAAGAACGAUAAUUCAGAUUGGAGUAAAAAUGUGGUAAAAACAAUCAUGGCAAAUUCACCAACAGCUUUAAAAAUGACUAAACAAGCUUUUGAUAUUUCCUCCGAAAAAAAUUUCCCAGAUUGUUUAAAAAUGGAAUUUGGUUUAACGUACGCUGCAAUGCAUACUGACUUUGGCGAAGGUAUUCGCGCACGAUUAAUUGACAAGGAUAACAAACCAAAUUGGCAGCCAAAAACUUUAAAUGCAGUUACAGAAGAUUACAUUAAUCAACUAUUUUCCAUGGUUCCCAAUUAUGAUCAACUCGAACUGUAAUUUUCUUAAAUAAUAAAAGUAAAAUAAAAAUUCAA